AUGAGUGAAGUUGAGAGCAGAGAAAAGGAGCCUGACGCAGGAUUGUCCCCAGAUAUCGUUCAAGCUACGCUACCAUUUUUAAGCAGUGAUGAUAUUAAGAACCUCUCGCAGACAAAUAAGUAUUAUAAUACAUUACUAGAUUUUGACCACUCUAAAAUUUUGUGGCAUGAACUAUUUCAUAAGGCAUUUGGGACAUUAAAGACAAAUGACGAGCCUUUCCAGGGUCGAAAUUCGGCGGAAUUUAAGACCUGCACAGAGACGAUUUUAAGAGAAGCAUUCCCCACCUUGUCAUGGCAGGAAGUAUACCAAUUACGGGCAUAUGAUGCAAAGUUUUAUAGUUGGGGUUAUUUAAAGCAUGGAAGGUUGGGCUAUACCGCGAGUUCCAAUAAUGAACUUGUCGCCACUUCACUAAACGGGCCAAGUCCGCGGUUCAAAUAUGGUGUCAAUACCCCCACUGAAGUUCCUUGGUUUAACAGUAGGACAACAUCUAGAACUAGUAACUUCACUCCUUCAGAGGACCCGUUAAGCGCCAUCAAGAAGGAUGGAGACGAAAUCAUAGCUCAAGUAUCUAGUGGUGGUUUUUCUUUCCAAAUAUUGACUGAGUCAGGUAACCUUUACAGCAGCGGAUCCACUUUUUCUGGAGGGUUAAAAGGACCAGGUCCCAGUGGUUCACAGCAUGAUUAUAAUCCCUUCAGAGAAAUGAUUCACAAUAUGGAAAGAUCGUAUCCGCGGAUCACUAGCCGCAGUAAUGGGAGUACUGUCAAUACCACGGGUACAUUUUCUGGAAGGAGAAUGAGCGGUAGCCAUCCAUCUACUGCUUAUGAACCAGGAAAUGCAACUACAGCUCAGCAUAUUACCAUAGAUAGCGGAGGUGCGCCUGCAGCCUCUCCCGGAGGGAGCCAUAGUGGUGUCCCUAGAACUACAAUGCCUUCAAUGGGGCCGCAUGAGAAUAUUUACAGCCAGAUAGAAAUGCUGGAACGAAGUGCUAACAAGGCUGUACCAGGAAAUAAUCAUAUCAGGAGAAUGUUCGCAAGAAAUUCUUUCCCAUUAUAUAGUGGUAGGGAUGAAAAUUUAGGAUCAUUUAAUGAUAUUCAAUUUGUCGCGGUAAGCUCUGGGAGAAGUCAUUUCCUAGCAAUGGAUACAGAUAACAAUAUUUAUUCUUGGGACUCAACGGAAUCUGACCAAGGUGUCAAAAUUGAGUUUGCUAACCUACCUAGUCGUGCUACGAAUCCUAUUUUGAAAAUUGCUAGUGGUUGGAAUUUCAAUUGUUGCUAUAUAUAUAAGGUCGGGUUGGUUGCAUGGAAAGAAAGAGAUGCUAUUCAAAAGGGCGAGAGCUUUGCUUUUGCAAAAUACGAGAUUGUCCCGAAUACGAAUGAUGUUAAUGGAGACUCCAGGAUUGUCGACUUUGCAUGUUUACAAGAUAACUGCGUUUUCUUCAUUAAUAACAACGGCGAUAAACUAUGGAAGUACCACAAUGGACUGAACCAGAUAGUAGAUUUAAAUAUUGUCGGAAAACUGUGCAAAAUUAACGCCUGUUUUGCUUCAUUAGUCCUCUUCACCGAUACUCACUGUUAUACUUUGAAAGUAACAAAUGGAGAUGUCGAUAAAGAUAGUUUAACGGAGCUAGACAUCAAUGAAAAUGUUAUCUCCGUUGCAAGUGGUGACUAUCACACGGUGGCACUAACCGAACGCGGUCAUUUGUAUUCAUGGGGUAUUGAAAGUCAGGAUUGUGGGUGCUUAGGAUUGGGCCCUUCUGAAAAAAUAGUUAACGAGCUACAUAUUGGCAAUUGGGAAGGGCAAAGAAACAUUAGGGUCGUUAAGCCCACGAAAAUAGAACUACCUGAAGAUUAUAUUUGUGUCAGUGUAACUGCUGGUGGCUGGCAAACCGGUGCAUUAAUCAUCAAGAAGCAUUGA
This is a messenger RNA of Saccharomyces cerevisiae S288C, 1914 nucleotides long. It is a transcript of the gene SAF1, whose product is annotated as SCF ubiquitin ligase complex subunit SAF1. Gene Ontology annotation, biological process: protein ubiquitination. Lineage: Eukaryota; Fungi; Ascomycota; Saccharomycetes; Saccharomycetales; Saccharomycetaceae. The record is from RefSeq and is marked reviewed. Bases 1 to 1914 code for a protein of 637 amino acids. The transcript has a single exon.